AUGCAAAAUAGGGAUGACUUGAACAAGAAACUUGUGCAUCUAGCUAAUCAAUCCAAAGCCUUGAAUUCUCAAGUUUUAAAUUUCUUGAAACUUUUGGAGUCCAAGCAUAGUCAUGCAUCAUCAUCUUCACUAGGACCACAAACUAGAGUACACAAGGCUCCUUCUAACCCCAAAGACAAGAUUGAUCUACACACUUUUAGGGAGAAGAGAAUGAGUCCUCCACCCAUUUUCCAAUCUAACCUGAGUUUUAGGAAGGGAAAGCAAGUAUGGUUGAUCAAGGAAGACUUUGAGAAACUCACUAUUUCAACCAAGUUAGAGGCCCCGAGUGCUAUUA
Messenger RNA from Ilex paraguariensis (yerba mate), 334 nucleotides. The record is from the annotation of a GenBank genome assembly. NCBI's taxonomy places the organism in Eukaryota, Viridiplantae, Streptophyta, Magnoliopsida, Aquifoliales, Aquifoliaceae.